AUGGGCGACACCGAGGAUGGAUUGCUGAGCCGCCGGCGCUUCCACAGCGCCGAUGAGGAGAGGGACUUGUCACCUGGCCUGAUUGUGCGGCUCAAAUAUGCCAUGUACUUGUUUGUUGCACUUCUACUUUCUAUGAUGGUGCGCGGGCUGAUGAGCUCCUUGUUCGACAAGAUACCGUGGCUCGAAAAGGGGUGUGCCAUGAGCAGCAAAGGAGGCGUGAUUCAAGCCGCGUGCGGUGCGGAAAUGCUCGUCUACCGCGUGAGCUUCGCUCUCACCGUCUUCUUCGGCAUUCAUUGGCUUUCCGUGUCUGACCUGACGUGUUGCAUCCGCAGCAGUGACCGUGUCGAACUUCAGCGCAGCUUCUUCACCAUCAAGACGGUGCUGCUGGUGCUCCUUUUCAUCACGACGCUCUUCGUUCCUAACGGCUUCUUUUCCGUGUACGCCCACCUGUGUCUCGUCUGCUCUGGCUUGUACCUCUUGAUGAACGUCAUCUUCCUCGUGGACUUUGCGUACCAGUGGAGCGACGACUGGAGCAACCGCGCAGAUGACAACCCCAAGUGGAUGUGGUACCUCCUCGCCAUCGCCAUAGGCAGUUUUACUCUUGCCAUUGCCGUCAUUGUUGCGUCGUUUGUGAUCUACGUUCCGCACUCGAACUGCAACUACAAUGCAUGCGCCAUCACGAGCGUCGUCGUGGGCGCGUUCAUUUAUUUAAUCCUCUCCAUUUACGUUCCGCACGGCUCCAUCGUCCCGAGCAGCAUCGUCUUCCUUUACACUAGCUUCAUCCUCUUCUUCACGCUGCGUACGACGGACAAUGAGCACUGCAACCGCAUGGCCACGCACUCGAGCAGCACCACCUACUCGAUUGUGCAGACCAUCUCCACGAUGGUGCUCACCUGCUUCACGCUGCUCUACAGCGUUGUGGCUGCUGGCGGUAGUGGCACGUCCCUUCAAAUUGGCCAGGAUGACGACGGCUUGGCCGAGGACCCCGAGGAAACUGGCCACUUGUCGCAUUACAUGUUUUUCUACACCAUCAUGAUCUUCGGCUCAAUGUACCUGGCGAUGCUCGGCAGCUCCUGGCACGUCAGUGGCGCUGGUGAGGAUGGCUUGUCGAAGAGCAUUAACCUUGCCUUCUGGGUGCGCCUGACGACAGUCUGGGCAGCAGUGUUGCUGUAUAUUUGGUCUCUGGUGGCGCCAUACACGUGCUGCAAGGGUCGCGACUUUGGCUUUGCGGUUGAGGAAGAUUGGGUGUGA
Leishmania braziliensis MHOM/BR/75/M2904 is the source of this 1251-nucleotide messenger RNA. RefSeq lists its product as hypothetical. Gene Ontology annotation, cellular component: membrane. The record is from RefSeq and is a predicted model, not a curated record. NCBI's taxonomy places the organism in Eukaryota, Euglenozoa, Kinetoplastea, Trypanosomatida, Trypanosomatidae. The coding region runs from base 1 to 1251 and encodes 416 amino acids. The transcript has a single exon.